GUUUAAUCGAGCUCUACCUUUGAAGUAAGGAAGAACCCUCAAAACUUUGAGCGGCGCCCCUUUUGUAUGCUAAUCGGUCCUUCUCUUUUCUAUCUCGAAUAUCUUUCUGUUGAGUGAUAAUGGCGAAAGGAUCAAAGGGUCAGAGCAGUAACAAGAAAACCCCUCAGAAAUCACUAUCUACUUUUUCAGACUCCGACAUGGACGACGAAAUUGAUGUUUUUCAUAAGCAGAGGGAUAUAGUUCCAUUAGACCUAGACGAUGAUAUUGCGGAAUCUGACGAAGAUAAUGACCAACAUGUCUUUGAAAUCGAGGAUGGAAGUGAUGAUGAUGAUGAUGAUGAUGAUGAUGAUGAUGAAGAUGAAGAUGAAGAUGAAGAUGACACAUUAGCUGCAAAAAUUGCAAAACAACAAAAAAGUUUAAAGGCAAAGAUUGGAGGCGCCAAGGAUGAAACACAGGAUGAUGAUGAAGAAGAAGAUAAAGAGAAAAAAAGUGUAGCUUGGGGAAGGGGCAAAAACAUAUAUUAUGACAAUGAUAAGGGAGAAUCAAGUGAAGAUGAAGAAGAGGCAGAAGUUGUGAGGCUACAAAACGAAAAAACAAAGUUAUACUCAAAUGCAGACCAUGGUCUUGAUGAUGAUGAUGAUGAUGAAGAAGAACCUACGUUUGAGGAAAAAUUGAAAAAGGGAAAAGUUUCAUCAAAAUCGAAAGUGGACAAUGAAGAUGAUACUGAUACUGGUGUUGAAAUAGUUAUGAAGGAUCCAAGUGCUUUGUCAAAAGAAGAACAAAUGGACAUUGUAUACAACUCAGCUCCAGAAUUAGUUGGUUUGUUAUCAGAGCUAAAUCAAGCUGUUGACCAGCUUGAGACCAAAGUUGACCCAAUUUUAAACAAGCUUAAAGAAGAGAAGAAUUUAAAUAAACCUGGAAUACAAUAUAUGGAGUUGAAAAAGCAACUUCUACUUUCAUAUUGUCAAGCAAUCACCUUUCAUCUUCUUCUUAAAUCUGAAGGGCAUUCAGUUCUUGAUCACCCUGUUCUUGCUCGCCUUGUGGAGAUUAAGAACUUGUUAGACAAGAUGAAACCACUUGAUGAAAAUCUAUCAUUUGAGGUUGAAGAUUAUCUCAAAAAACAUGUUUCCACAACAACAAUAAAUGAGAUUGAGAUUUCACCUACUAUCAACACUCACAAGCCCACAAUUGAACUUUUAGAAACACAAGAAGAACCUCAUGUGGAAACCAAAAUUGUUAAUGGAGGAAAACGUAAGCGUGAGAAUGAUGAGAAAGAGAAUGAGAAACGUGGCUUACAAAGUGUUGAAAUGUUAAAAGUCAGAACUGCCCUUGAGGAGAAACUAAAGCAAAAAGGUGUAUUUAAUAUAAAAGCACCAAAAACAGAUGGGAUUAAAAAGAAUGCAAAACCAUUAAACGGAAAGUUAGAGGCUUUUGAUGAUUUUGAUGAUGAGACGUUUAAUAUUGAUGGAAGCCAAAAUAAGUCUAGACUUUCACAACUUGUUACUCAGAUAAAGAAGCCAAGGGUUAUAUCUGGAGAUGAUGAUUUACCAAAGAGAGAUGACAUUGGAGAAAGGCGAAGAAAGCAUGAAACACGGGUUCUUGCGAGUGCUGGAAUCCAUUCUGAUGAUGAUAUGCAAAAUGACGAAACUACCCUUGAGGCUAAUGGAGUUGAUGAUGACUCAAAUGAAGAUGGUGAGACAGAAUCAGAGACUGAUCUUUAUAAAGAAACCAAAAUAAAACGUGAUGCCAAACUCGCUGCUAAAGCACAAAAGUAUUCUAGAACUGCUCCUGUGGUUGCAAUGCCAGAAACUUUGGUUGAUGGGAAACGUCACAUCAAUUAUGCGAUGGAGAAGAACAGAGGGUUGACUCGCAAACGCAACAAAGAUUUAAAAAAUCCAAGAAAGAAAUACAAGUUGAAACACAAGAAGAAAGAAGUUGCUAGGAAAGGGCAAGUACGUGCACACAGGACCCCAACAGGUCCAUAUGGUGGUGAAGGGUCUGGUAUUAAUAAUACUCUCAGCCGAAGUAUUAGGUUCAAGAGUUGACCAUUUUUUUUUUUUUUAAUACUUCUACUUUUAAGGUGAUGUGAUGAAAAUGAAAUUACCACAAAUUUUGUUGUUAGAUGUAUUUUUAAAUUGUUAAAUUGUUAGAUUGAAAUCAUGA
Molecule: messenger RNA, 2163 nt
Organism: Lactuca virosa
Lineage: Eukaryota; Viridiplantae; Streptophyta; Magnoliopsida; Asterales; Asteraceae
Source: the annotation of a GenBank genome assembly